Messenger RNA from Dipodomys ordii (Ord's kangaroo rat), 2003 nucleotides. RefSeq names its product TAF15 RNA polymerase II, TATA box binding protein (TBP)-associated factor, 68kDa (gene Taf15). Gene Ontology annotation, biological process: regulation of DNA-templated transcription. Gene Ontology annotation, cellular component: nucleus. The record is from RefSeq and is a predicted model, not a curated record. Bases 92 to 1708 code for a protein of 538 amino acids. The transcript is spliced from 15 exons. Lineage: Eukaryota; Metazoa; Chordata; Mammalia; Rodentia; Heteromyidae. Gene Ontology annotation, molecular function: RNA binding; transcription coregulator activity.
CCUCAGAACAGCUCCGGCCGCUGUGCCGCCUGGCUCUCGUUUUCCUUGUUCUCCGCGGGCUGUGGGGGGCUCCGCGCCGCGGCCGUUAGUCAUGUCGGAUUCUGGAAGUUACGGUCAGUCUGGGGGUGAGCAACAAAGUUAUUCUUCCUAUGGAAAUCAAGGCAACCAAAGCUAUGGGCAAGCACCACAAAGCUAUUCUGGCUAUGGGCAAACAACUGAUUCUUCAUACGGACAGAACUAUAGCGGUUACUCCAGUUAUGGACAGAACCAAUCAGGUUAUUCACAGUCCUACAGUGGUUAUGAGAAUCAAAAGCAGAGCUCAUAUGGCCAGCAAUCGUACAAUAACCAAGGACAGCAAAGCACGGAAUCAUCAUCAGGCCAAGGUGGAAGAGCGCCUUCAUAUGGUCAAUCUGACUAUAGCCAACAUGAUUCUUAUAACCAGCAGUCAGGCUAUAAUCAGCAUCAAGGCUCAUAUGAUGAGCAGUCAAAUUAUCAGCAACAUGAUUCCUAUAAUCAAAACCAGCAGUCCUAUCAUUCACAAAGGGAAAACUAUAGUCACCACACACAAGAUGACCGUCGUGAUGUGAGUAGGUAUGGAGAAGAUAAUAGAGGAUAUGGCGGGUCACAGGGAGGAGGUAGAGGGCGUGGGGGAUAUGACAAGGAUGGAAGAGGUCCUAUGACAGGAUCAAGUGGUGGUGACCGCGGUGGCUUCAAAAAUUUUGGUGGUCACAGGGAUUAUGGACCCAGACCAGAUGCUGAUUCAGAGUCUGACAAUUCAGAUAAUAACACAAUCUUUGUGCAAGGACUUGGUGAGGGUGUGUCUACAGAUCAAGUAGGAGAAUUCUUUAAGCAAAUAGGAAUUAUCAAGACAAAUAAGAAGACUGGAAAACCAAUGAUAAAUCUUUACACAGACAAAGACACAGGAAAGCCAAAAGGAGAGGCAACAGUAUCGUUUGAUGACCCCCCAUCAGCUAAGGCAGCUAUUGACUGGUUUGAUGGCCGUGGGGGAUAUAGAGGUCGUGGAGGCUUUCAGGGGAGAGGCGGAGACCCCAAAAAUGGAGACUGGGUUUGUCCUAAUCCAUCAUGUGGAAAUAUGAACUUUGCUCGAAGAAAUUCCUGCAAUCAGUGCAACGAGCCCAGACCAGAAGAUUCUCGUCCCUCAGGAGGAGAUUUCCGGGGGAGAGGCUACGGUGGAGAAAGGGGUUACAGAGGUCGUGGGGGAAGAGGUGGAGAACGAGGUGGCUACGGUGGAGACAGAAGUGGCGGUGGUGGCUAUGGUGCAGAUAGAAGUGGAGGUGGUUAUGGUGGAGACAGAAGUGGGGGUGGCUAUGGUGGGGACAGAGGAGGUGGCUAUGGUGGAGACCGAGGAGGUGGCUACGGUGGAGACCGAGGAGGAGGCUAUGGUGGAGACCGAGGAGGAGGCUAUGGUGGAGAUCGAGGAGGCUAUGGUGGAGAUCGAGGGGGUAGCUAUGGUGGAGACAGAGGAGGCUACGGAGGAGACAGAGGAGGCUAUGGAGGAGACCGAAGUCGGGGGGGCUAUGGAGGAGACCGUGGUGGUGGUGGUGGAGGAGGAGGAGGCUAUGGAGGAGACCGAGGUAGUGGCUACGGAGGAGACCGAGGUGGCUAUGGAGGAGACCGAGGUGGCUAUGGAGGCAAAAUGGGAGGAAGGAAUGACUACAGAAAUGAUCAGCGCAACCGACCAUACUGAUGACUAUUUUGAAUUUGUCUCUGACAUGAUUCAUAGUGAAAUUGCCAGAGUUUGGCCUGCUGCUUUCCUCAUGGCCUCUUCUUGAGUAGUGAAAUUAAAUGACAUUUGGAUUCUUAUGGGGGGGGGGGGAGGUGGCGUCUGGGACAGUUUUUCUUUUAGGAAUGUCUGUUGAAAUUUCCCUUUUUAGUUUCCAACCUUUUCCUUCCCAACCUUUGAAGCUAAGUGCGUUGUAAAAUAUUGCCAAAAUGGAAAGUGUUUUGUAAUACUGCAAUAAAGGCUGCUUGUUUUUUGUGGA